This is a messenger RNA of Mangifera indica (mango), 2257 nucleotides long. Its product is annotated as ethylene response sensor 1. The coding region runs from base 178 to 2067 and encodes 629 amino acids. The record is from RefSeq and is a predicted model, not a curated record. Gene Ontology annotation, biological process: signal transduction; phosphorylation. Gene Ontology annotation, molecular function: ethylene receptor activity; protein binding; ethylene binding. Lineage: Eukaryota; Viridiplantae; Streptophyta; Magnoliopsida; Sapindales; Anacardiaceae. Gene Ontology annotation, cellular component: endoplasmic reticulum. The transcript has 6 exons.
UUAGUCCUCGCACGUGCAAAGAAAUUUGCCUUUUCAACUCCCUCCACCUCCACUUUCCUCGUUGUGUACUACUUCGCUUCUUUACGUGUAACUUGAACAAGCAGCUCUCUUGUGGAGAGCUUAAAAUGGAAAGCUCAGAUUAAUCGCUCAUUCUCCGAUCCAUAAGGCAAUUGUUCAAUGAUAUCUUGUGAUUGCAUUGAUACACAAUUGGCCCAGGAUGAACUCCUGGUGAAAUAUCAGUAUAUCUCAGAUGUAUUGAUUGCCCUUGCGUAUUUCUCCAUUCCCUUGGAGCUUAUAUAUUUCGUGAAGAAGUCCGCAUUCUUUCCAUAUAGAUGGGUGCUAAUGCAGUUCGGUGCUUUUAUUAUUCUUUGUGGAGCAACCCACUUCAUAAGCUUGUGGACAUUCUCUCUGCACUCCAAAGCCGUCGCUGUGGUGAUGACUGUCGCAAAGAGUUCCUGUGCUCUAGUGUCAUGUCUAACUGCUUUGCUACUUGUUUACAUCAUUCCUGAUCUUUUGAGUGUCAAAACUCGGGAAUUAUUCCUGAAGAACAGGGCUGAAGAGCUUGACCGGGAGAUGGGCCUUAUCCUUACUCAAGAAGAAACUGGAAGGCAUGUUAGAAUGCUGACUCAUGAAAUUAGGAGCACACUCGAUAGAGAUACAAUUUUAAGAACCACUCUUGUUGAGCUAGGUAGGACCUUAGGCUUGGAGGAAUGUGCAUUGUGGAUGCCUUCAAGAACUGGUAUCACUUUAGAACUCUCUCACACUCUGAACCAUCAAAUACAAGUUGGAUCUACCGUUCCUAGAAACCUUCCUAUAAUUAAUGACAUCUUUGGCACUGCUCGAGCAACCUUUUUACCCUAUAACUGCCCACUGGCAGGGACCAGACCUGUUGUGGGAAGACAUAGGCCUUAUGAGGGUGUCGCUGUUCGGGUACCUCUUUUACAUUACUCAAAUUUCCAAAUCAGCGAUUGGCCUGACUUCUCUGCAAAAAGCUAUGCAGUCAUGGUUCUGAUCCUCCCUACUGACAGUGGUAGAAAAUGGAGAGAUCAUGAGUUGGAACUUGUGGAAGUUGUAGCAGACCAGGUUGCUGUUGCUCUUUCUCAUGCUGCAAUUCUGGAACAAUCUAUGCGGGCUCGUGAUCAGCUCUUGCAACAGAAUGUUGCUUUAGAUUUGGCUCGACAAGAGGCAGAGAAGGCAAUCCAUGCUCGAAAUGAUUUCCGCGCUGUAAUGAACCAUGAAAUGAGGACUCUGAUGCAUGCAGUUAUUGCAUUGUCUUCACUUCUCUUGGAGACAGAAUUAAGUCCAGAUCAAAGGGCAAUGAUAGAGACAGUUCUAAAGAGUAGUAACCUCUUGACAACACUUGUUGAUGAUGUUUUGGAUCUUUCCCGACUUGAAGAUGGUAGUCUAGAAUUAGAAAUUGGACCAUUCAAUCUUCACGAAGUUUUCAGAGAGGUCAUUAAUUUGAUAAAACCUAUUGCAUCUAUAAAGAAGUUAUCCAUGAAUAUAAAUAUGGCGCCAGAUUUACCAACAUAUUUAAUUGGCGACAAGAAACGACUGAUGCAAACUAUUUUGAACAUUGUGGGUAAUGCUGUAAAGUUCACAAAGGAGGGUUAUGUUUUGAUUAAAGCUUCUGUUGCAAAUCCAGAGUCUUCAAGAGACUGGCGACCUGAAUUUCACCCUGCGUCAUGCAAUGGCCACUUCUACCUUCGAGUACAGGUUACUGAUUCUGGCUGUGGUAUUCUGCCACAAGACAUUCCAUUUGUCUUUACCAGAUUUGUUCAAUCUCGAAGUGGCUCCAACAGAAGUACAGGUGGAGCAGGACUUGGACUUGCCAUUAGCAGAAGGUUUGUCAAUCUCAUGGGAGGGCACAUUUGGAUUGAGAGUGAAGGUCUUGACAAAGGUAGCACAGUAACAUUUCUUGUCAAACUUGGGAUAUGCACCACACACCAAGCUGUACCCAAAGGUCGAGUAAAUCAUGGAAGUGCAGAUCUCUCUGGACAUAAACAAGUAUUUAGAGACACCGAUGAGGUAGCUUUAUCCAAAACACGAUACCAAAGAAGCCUUUAGGUCACAGUGACAGCAGAUGCAGCAUUCAGGGACCAGCUUAUUCAGGAUAUGAUUUUUCUUCAUAUUCAAGUAAAAGCUGAAGGCCGAAAUCCUGGUGUUACAUAGAGAAGAAUGAAACCAAUAUAAUUAUGAGUUAGAUUUUAUUAUAAACUGAGUAAUGAUUAAUCUAUGACUGAAGCCUUGAUUAGUA